This is a messenger RNA of Paramecium sonneborni, 830 nucleotides long. Lineage: Eukaryota; Ciliophora; Oligohymenophorea; Peniculida; Parameciidae. The record is from the annotation of a GenBank genome assembly.
AUGAAAUUUAGCUAUUAAAAUGAUGUAAAAUACAACUACAAAUUAUUUGAAAGUUAAAUUAAUCAGAAUUAAUGGUGCGGAGCCGUGGCAAUUAAUUAAAAAAAUAAUUUUGUAUUAUUAGACUAUAAUAUGCUAUAAGAAGAUUCGCAUUUAAAAAUGGAGUUCUUCAUAAAGCAAAUUUUAUCAUAAACCAUUCGGAUGAUGUGCCUUCUUUUUAAAUAUACUAACCAAAUAAUCACAUAUUAUAUCAGGAUCUAAUAAUGCAAAAAUUGUGAUUGCAGAUACUAAUUUGAUGGCUAAUCCAAAGUAUUUUUUUUUUGAAAAAAUUAAAAGGACACACUGAUCGCAUUCAUUGGAUAGUAAUUUCUCCUGUUAAUGUAUCAAGUAGUAAGGAUUGCACAAUCAAGUUCUGGAAUAUUUCAAAUUAUAAAUUAAAGAAUUAUUGUUAUUAGACUUUUAAAGCUCAUAAAAAGCCAGUUUUAAAAUUAUCAAUGAAUAAAUAAGGUAAUUAACUAUUAUCUCUUGGAAUUGAUAAAAUAAUUUUAAUAAUGAUACAACAAGAAUCGUUUUGGAUUAUAUAAUAGAAGAUAUUACUAGAUUAAGAAGGACCAAAGGUUUAUUUUUUAACAGAUGAAAUAUUCAUUUUUUAACUUAAGUAUUUUUUCCCAAUCAAUAAAAAACUUUAAAUAUUUUAAUCUUCAUGUUAUAUUAAUUAAAAAAGGAUAUAAUUAUUAGUGAUUGAUUUUCAAGUUGCAUUGGUUCAUUUCCUUGUUUUUAUAAUGAUUUAAGCUCACUUCUUAUUCUUCAAAAUGGAUGUUCUCUUAAGAUGA